AUGGAUGGCUAUUAUUACCAACCCCCAAUGGUUCAACAAUAUGGCUAUGUCCCUACUCAACCAGUGUACUAUAUGGGCCCACAGGGCUAUUAUUCACAAUUUCUUCCACCCAUUCCGGGGAGUCAACAAGAACAACAGUUCUAUAAUGCGGGCCAACCCAACCAAGCAACUAAUAUCACGAACAAGAAGGACAAAAAAAGACUUCAAAUCCAGAACAAAUUGAUAAAAAUGGAGGAAAAGUUUCAAGAAGAAAAGGAUUUCAUUUAUAGAAGCAAUCUUCAUGAUUUGCAGUAUGAAAGGAGUACUCUCCACGCCGACGUCAAUGAGGCAUACUUAACAGAGAUCCGUGAUCUUCAAGAAAUCAGAGAUGAAGAGCUGGUAAGGCUACGUCUUUGGGAAGAUUAUCAAGUGAGUUGCGUCACGAGACAGUUUAAUGAAGGCUAUGAAAAGGCCAACAAAGAGUAUGACAGAUUGGUCACUAUUUUCAAAACAAAACUGAAAGAGAGAAUUGAGCACAAAAUAAAACAACUUAAAGAAGAUAAGGUACUAAUGGACUUUAGUAGCCAUUUGCCAAAGACGAACACUCGUUCUCAUAAUAACGUCAAUGGUGGAAUAUUUGGCCUUACCCCCGGUAACAUUUCUGAUAGAGAGGUCAAUUCUAACGGCUAUUACUCUUCCACGGAUAGAAGAUCACGCCGUAGGAAGUUUGAUCAUACCACAGAUAACGGUGAAGACUCAUACGAUUCAAAUGAUAACACUUCUGGAUCUGCCUCGAACAUUUCCAGAAGAUCCAAGAUGAAGAAAACUGGUGGUAAUACAUCUGCAAGAUCUUCAUCUGACACUGACGACACUUUCUUGACCGACGAUCAUGCUUUGAAAUUGUUAUUUGGUUCAGAUUACGAGAAGCCGAAAGAUAAACCCUCUACUAGACAUUCUUCAAAAAGCUUUAAUGGAGUUUCAAGUCUUAAACCAGAGGAAUUAAACGAAGACCUGGAGAUCCUAAGGAGUGCUAUCCACACUAUAUCGCAUACAAAGAAGAUGGCUAGUAAGUAA
Komagataella phaffii GS115 is the source of this 1053-nucleotide messenger RNA. RefSeq lists its product as uncharacterized. The record is from RefSeq and is a predicted model, not a curated record. The transcript has a single exon. Bases 1 to 1053 code for a protein of 350 amino acids. Lineage: Eukaryota; Fungi; Ascomycota; Pichiomycetes; Pichiales; Pichiaceae. Gene Ontology annotation, cellular component: Sin3-type complex. Gene Ontology annotation, biological process: negative regulation of transcription by RNA polymerase II. Gene Ontology annotation, molecular function: histone deacetylase binding.